AUGCAAGGACUUCAUCACCAACAGCAGCAACUCACGGCGUUUCUCUCCGUCGCCAUCCCCAAGGACGAUUCCGCCCUCGCCUGGGUCGACUCCGCCCACAAGAUCCGCUCCCGGGUCGACAAGAUCGACGGCGAGAACCCCACGUGGAACGAUCGGUUCCUCUUCAAGGUCCCAUCUACGCCGUCGGCUGCUUCAGCGAUCACCGUCGGCAUCGUCCGACUUCUGAUCAACAACUUUCUCGACGUCGCGUCCAAGGUUCCGUUAGCUGCUUCAGCGAGACCUUCUGGAAGAUUCCAAGGCGUGUUGAAUGUGGCCGCGAUGGUGAUCGACGGCUCGUACCUGGCUCCGGCGGUGAGCGAGUUGUCUGCGGUCGGGUACCGCGACCUGAUGGGAAAUGGAGAAAGCUUCCGGUGCCGGCGACGCGACAGCAUGAAGAGCAAAUCGAGUGAUUACCCCGGCAAUUCGAAGGAAAACUCUUUCACUGAGUCGGCGGAGAACUCAGACGUCUGCGAGUCGGCGGCAUCAUCUCUGGCGACGCCAUUACCGCCUCUGAAGGAAGUGAACAUGAUCACCGAAUUGGCGGGAACAACAAGGCAGGUGUUGAAGGCUCGUCCAAUGGACGGCUCGCGUUUCCUGUGUUGCUUGCUGACGCAGAGGAAGAUGCAAUACUGUCCGUCGGAUGAGAACGCGGAUGGAGCCCACAGCAGAGAAAGGAGGUGUCAGAGAUCUGGCUGCCACAAGGGUGCUGAAGAACUUGACGGUGUUUGA
This is a messenger RNA of Malus domestica (apple), 768 nucleotides long. The record is from RefSeq and is a predicted model, not a curated record. Lineage: Eukaryota; Viridiplantae; Streptophyta; Magnoliopsida; Rosales; Rosaceae.